AGAGGAAGAGGAGCUGAGACACAUACUGAGGAGGAGGAGACGGAGCUGAAGAGGAGCAUCAGCUGCCAGAUGAGCCAUCACUGACAGCCGCAGACCCGGCGCUAUGCUGGGCACCCGGAGCUAGGCGCGCGAGGCUCUACCGCGCGGCUCCACACAAUUCUUCUUUGGGUUGUUUUCUGACUUGUUUGGGCGUUUUUUUCACGGCCAUCAUGGUUCUGGGGAAAGUCCGGACCCUGUCGGUCUACUUUGAUAGCCUGAACGAGCACAACCUGCCGGCGUUCUCCGGAGGAGACCUGGUGUCCGGGCGGGUGGUGGUGGAGGUGACCGGGGAUGUGCGCGUGAAGCGCCUGGACAUAACCGCGCGGGGAGUCGCCAAGGUCCGGUGGACGGAGUCCCGGAACGCCGGAGCGAACACGGCUUACACCCAGAACUACACGGAGGAGGUGGAAUACCUGCACCACUACGACACCCUGAUUGGAGAGGAGAGAGAUGAGGACGGUCCAGAGGAGGGACUGACUGUUCUGCACACCGGCCUGCAUGAGUUCGCCUUCAGCUUCAACCUGCCUCAGAUGGCCCUGGCCACCUCCUUCGAGGGGAAGCACGGCAGCGUGAGGUACUGGGUGAAAGCCGAGCUGCACCGGCCCUGGCUGCUGCCCGUCAAAGCCAAGAAGGAGUUCAUCGUGUUCGAGCACAUCGACAUCAACACGCCACUGCUCCUGGCCCCCCAGGCUGGAACCAAGGAGAAGACUCUGUGCUGCUGGUUCUGCGCUUCGGGUCCGAUCUCCCUCAGUGCCAAAAUCGAGCGGAAGGGCUACACCCCAGGCGAGUCCAUCCAGAUCUCUGCCGAGGUGGAAAAUUGUUCGUCCCGCGUGGUAGUGCCCAAGGCAGCGCUGUACCAGACACAGACCUUCUUUGCAAAGGGGAAGGGGAAGCAGAUCCAGCAGCUGGUGUCCAACCUGCGAGGAGAGCCUCUGCAGCAGGGCAAGAGCCAGAGCUGGGAGGGAAAACUGCUCAAGAUCCCCCCGGUGUCCCCCUCCAUCCUGGACUGCCCCAUCAUCAGGGUGGAGUAUGCCCUCAUGGUGUACGUGGACAUUCCUGGCGGCUUGAACCUGUCGCUGUCGUUGCCGUUGGUGAUCGGGACCAUCCCCCUCCACGCCUGCUCCACCCGGACCUCCAGCAUCAGUAGCAACUGCAGCUCGGGGAGCUGGCUGGUGCUGGCAGAUAGGCCCGAAGCGCCACCGAGCUACAGCGAUCUGGCCAUAUCCGAGGCGCACAGACGGGACUGUCUGCAGGGCUGCGAUAGGUCGGACGGGGAGGAGUCGCCGUCGGUGCUGACGUACAUCACAGAGUUCAGAUAUCUGCCACCACCGCUCUACUCCGAGGUGGACCCAUACCCCGACACCGUGGAGGUCUCUGCAGACGUCCAGAGACCUGACAUGUGUCCGUCCCGCUGAGAGGAGCUUGGAGCCCAGAGACUUCCUCAGCAACCAGACUGUGUCACCAUGGCAACGGCAGGACCAGCCAGCUCAGAGAGCACGGCCCUGAUGGACCAGAACUAGAAUCCAGCUGGACCCAUCAAACACCCCAAACUCCAAAUGGGGCUUCGACUGUAACUUUGCACACGCUGUGAUGACGGUCUCCUGUCAGACACAUAUCAGACAACACGCCCCCUGGACGACACGCCGCCCCCCCGGACGACACGACGACACGCCCCCCUGGACAACAAACCUCCAGGCAACACGCUCCCCGGACAACAUGCCGCCAGGCGACACAUUCCAGGAGAUUUUGUCCAAUCACAAAAACUUUGUUGAACUCUAAACGGCACAUUGACGACAGGACAAAGCUGUCUUCAGUCAGACGAUGUUUUGAGCUGUGGACCUGAAGGUGGCGCCGUCACCAACCGGACUUCAGCUGGAACUGAUGAUGAUGACCACAUGUGUGUGUGUGUGUGUGUGUAAAUGAACAGGUGUACAGGUUCCAGUGUACGGAUGUCACACUGAAACCAGAUGAAUGUUUACAGAUAAAUUUCAGAUGCAGAAUGUUCCGACUUCUUCCAGCGAACGCUUCCGACUACCAAGUGCAAUAUUUUCUAUCUGAAUAUUCUCUCCUUCGUUUGCACUAGUUUCUUUUUCUGCUGUUCCAGUUCUCUGCAUUACGUUUAUUAUCCUCAUGAUCAACUUUUGAUAAAUAAAGUUUUAUUUUAUAAAUAAUAA
Molecule: messenger RNA, 2213 nt
Organism: Melanotaenia boesemani (Boeseman's rainbowfish)
Lineage: Eukaryota; Metazoa; Chordata; Actinopteri; Atheriniformes; Melanotaeniidae
Product: arrestin domain-containing protein 3-like
Exons: 8
Coding region: 210-1454 (414 amino acids)
Biological process (GO): protein transport
Cellular component (GO): cytoplasm
Source: RefSeq, a predicted model, not a curated record